AUGAUUCGCUCUUCUGGUCGUCGCAUAGCGGUAAACACGCAACCUCACAGGCAAUGGAUGACACAAUGUCAAAAGCCUUCUCCACGAUGGCAGUCUACUGCUGAAGUCUCAAAGCCGUCAAAGUCCUCUACAGGGUCCUUGGCUAUCUGGGGAGCUGCCGCCGUGGUUGCCACCGGAGGGACAGCCUAUUGGCUGAAUAAGAAACCAACUAACAACACGAUACCCAACGUCCCCAUUCUCAAGCCUGUCACUUCGGAUGCGGAAAUUCCGAUUACAUCUCCAGUGAAAGCGUUGGAUCUUAGAUCUGCAAACGAAAAAUUGCGAGAACAAGCUCAAUCAUUCGUGUUUGACAGCGCAAAUGGGGGAAAGGGCCGUGUUGAUACUGUCCGCGUCGCCAGCAAUGACCCAGUGGAGGAUGAAUGGUCCAUUGGGUUUGGUGGCGGGAUCCAGGGCGAGAAGACGUUGUACGCUGGAGUUUUUGAUGGCCAUGCUGGCUGGGCUACGUCUAAAGUCCUAAAAGAGGCACUGAUUCCGUAUGUCUCCUCAUCUCUGGCGAAGAUAGGGCAUACCAGUUCCGGAGAUGUUGUCGACGCCGCAAUCAAAAAAGCAUUUACAAAUCUUGAUGAUCGCAUCAUGUCAAAUGCCCAAAAGGCUGUCGAUGGAGGCUGGUCCUGCGCUCUGCUUACCAUUUAUGAGCCUAAGUCGUCCACCCUGCGUACAGCUGUGACCGGAGAUUCGCGGGCCGUUUUGGGAUCUUGGUCGGCUGAUGCCAAGGCAUUCACGGCCCAUGCACUGAGCAAAGACCAGACUGGAUUCAAUGAAGAAGAAGUUAAGCGGCUGAAUGCUGAGCACCCUGGCGAAGGUAGCGACAUUCUCAGUGCUGAAACCGGAAGACUCAUGGGCAUUGCGGUCACAAGAGGAUUUGGCGACCAUCGCUGGAAAUGGACAAAUGAGUUCAUCAAGCAUCUGCAAUCCAAUUUUUAUGGCAGUGCUCCCCGCCCUAAAUCGAAGACACCUCCAUAUAUGACAGCCUCCCCAGAGGUCACCACCAGGAAAGUUGAAUCGUCAGACUUUGUGAUUCUUGCCUCUGAUGGUUUGUGGGAUGUAAUGUCCAACGAUGACGCGGUGGCCUGUGUAUCUCGAUGGCUGGCAGCUCGUCGGAAAGGGAAGCCGGAGGUUGUGCAGGACGCCAAGUUCACUUCAUACACGCUCGAUGAGGAUGGAUAUGCCAGUUAUAAAGCAACGCCCGAGUACUUUGCUAUAGAAGAUCUGGAUAAUGCGGCAGUGUGUUUGGUUAAGAAUGCGCUUGGUGGGAACAGGAGAGGGCUAUUUUGCGGAGCCAUGACUGUGCCCACUCCUACAAGCCGAUAUAUGAGGGAUGAUAUCACGGUGCAAAUUGUGUUUUUCAAAGACCCUUAA
Molecule: messenger RNA, 1419 nt
Organism: Trichoderma breve
Lineage: Eukaryota; Fungi; Ascomycota; Sordariomycetes; Hypocreales; Hypocreaceae
Product: protein phosphatase 2C domain-containing protein
Exons: 3
Coding region: 1-1419 (472 amino acids)
Biological process (GO): protein dephosphorylation
Molecular function (GO): cation binding; protein serine/threonine phosphatase activity
Source: RefSeq, a predicted model, not a curated record